CAUAGAUAUCCGGUAAAUGUUGACGGCUAGAAAGUAAGUGAUGUGGUUAAAUGGGGCAAAACUUGCCAAUGGUUUAUGACUGUAAAAUAACGUUACACACAGUGAUUCGUUUAGGCUUGAUUCAAACGAGGAAUUCGAAAUUAAGCACGUGAACGUUGAUACAAAGUAGAAGACAUUAAUGUUCCUCUGAAUAAGCUACCAGCCUGUAACGUAACAGGAUAGCUUCAAGCUUGUUUUGCUAGCUUAGAUUGCUAGACGGAGUGGCGAAAAAUUCGUCUAGAUGGCGCAACAGCUAUAAUAAAGAACCUGAUCGGCAGCCAUUUCGGUUGAAAAAGCAGCGUACUUAAGAACCCCGACGCCAUGUUUUGCUAUCGUGACUAACGGUAGGAUUAGUCCGUUACCAUUUCCUUUCGUAGCCUGUACUGUAGGCUACAAUCCUGUGUUUAUUCAACGUCAUUAACUUGGCUGGUUUGGAAUAUUGGCUUGCAAUGGCACACCACGGUACUGGUCACAGUGGGACAGGUGUGUUUUACCAAGCAAUGCCUGCAGUGGGAGCCGAUGGAAGAAAUGUCAUGCAGCUGAUUCCUGUCCAAAAGAUCAACGGACAGUUUGUUCCAUCGCAAACAAGCCUUCCCGCAGUGCAGACGGUUGAACCGCAGAGAGCGGUUGUCAUGAACUUUGCCUCUGCACCCAUAGUUAGAAAUAUGUCAACUAUUCAACCCUCAAAUAACGGAGUGAAGAAGCAACAAUUUAACAUUCCUGGCACUCCAAAUCCAGGGCAAGGACUAGGAAGAGGCCAUAGAGUAGAUGUUUCACAACAGAAUUCUUUAAAACAGAGUCAUGCCUCACUGAAACCUUCAAGUGCACCUCAGGUAGUUUCGCCUGUGACACAUUCACCAAAGAGUGGGACGGCAUUAUCACUCAUGAAUACAAACAAGAUGCCAGUAACUGUUAAAUCCCCUGUGCUCCCCAAUGGACAAUACCUGCAGAUACCCCCCAAUGCGAAAGUUAAAACCCUACCUAUGUCUGCACUCCCUCCAGGAAUUAAGAAGCAGCUUUUUACCUCGGCAGCGAAUUCUCCCACAGUUCUCUAUGUCUCGCCUGUGACAACCAUGAACCAAGGUAGUUUGCAGCCCUGUCAAACUGUAGCUUCCUCCCCCAGUACUCCACAGAAGACUUCUGAACAGACACCCUCUGUAUCCUCAUCAAUGCCCUCAAAACGGUUGCCAAGGACUGUUGCCAAGGACGGCUCAAAGCCAGUUACUCCUAUCAGGUGGAUAAUUGAAGAGCAGGAUGGCUCACCUGCUCCCUGCCUUGUUCCUGUAAAUCCCUCCGUUAUGGCCUCUGAAAUCCUGAAGACUGUGGCAGAAAGGGAAAAAACCAGCAAGGUACAAGAAGUUACAGCAGAAAAUCCAUUGACUCUGAAAACUCAGGCAAAAGCAGGUGAAGUGAGAGACAAUGCCUUGGUGAUGUGUAAUGGGAAGGUGUAUUUUGUGGCCAAGAAAACCCCUGAACUUUGUAAGCUGAUGGCGAAACCAUUGGGGGCCAUUGGAAGCCUUUCUGAAAAAGCAAUAGGUAGAGGCAGAAGCAGUCAGGGUAGAAGUUUCUUACCAUCCCUGCUAUUAAACCCUUCCAUUGAAUCUCAAGCGUCAGAUAAAAACAAAUCGCAUUCCAACUCCAUUGUUAUCCCAGAUGGACCAGAUGAGGUUAUUGACCUGUGUGAUGAUGACUCUCAGGAUGACCCGACCCUCCAGGCAGAACCAACUGCUAAACUAACUGAGACAGACAAAAGUCGGCCAGUGACACAUGAGGAUGAAGACUCCAAUGUAAUAUUUGUCUCAUACAUCCCGCCCAAACCCGUCUUUAGAUUCAGAUUACACCAAAUGAAAAGAGACCCGGGGAAUAAGUUAAAGGCUGGGCUGGAAUCUGUCACGAGUCAAAAUACUGUGGGUGAACAGAAUGUGAUUGAUACUCAGAGCAGUGUUAAUGUCUGGUCAGAAGGAAGUUGUACAGACAUUGACAUGACCCAAGAUGUGCCAAUCUCUACAGUUCAUGCAACUGACCAAGAGUUGAACACCAGUCUUGACAAUAUCGUUGGUCAGAGAAUGAACACCUGUCGGGGUACUUUGUCUAGCAUGGAAGUGAAGGAUUCCUUGGCAACUGACCAGGCAGUAAAGGUUUUGGCUGAUCCAUCUGUCAAGGAAACAGUGACUUCACAGCAUGUUGACAUCACCCCUAAAAUAGCAGAGAACAGAGCUGUUCCAAGUGAUCAACAAGAAGCAAGGAAUGAGCAGCCAGCCAUCACCUCCAUUACUGACCAGGCAGUAAAGGUUUUGGCUGAUCCAUCUGUAAAGGAAACAGUGACAUUACAGGACGUUGACAUCACCCCUGAAAUGGAAAAGAACAGGGCUGUUCCAAGUGAUCAUCAAGAAGCAAGGAAUGAGCAGCCAGCCAUCACCUCCAUUACUGACCAGGCAGUAAAGCUUUUGGCUGAUCCAUCUGUCAAGGAAACCGUGACAUCACAGGAUGUUGACAUUACCCCUGAAAUGGAAGAGAACAGGGCUGUUCCAAGUGAUCAACAACAAGCAAGGAAUAAGCAGCCAUCUGUCACCUCCAUUACUGACCAGGCAGUAAAGGUUUUGGCUGAUCCAUCUGUCAAGGUAACAGUGACAUCACAGGAUGUUGACAUCACCCCUGAAAUGGCAGAGAACAGGGCUGUUCUAAGUGAUCAACAAAAAGCAAGAAAUAAGCAGCCGGCUGUCGCCUCCAUUACUGACCAGGCAGUAAAGGUUUUGGCUGAUCCAUCUGUCAAGGUAACCGUGACAUCACAGGAUGUUGACAUCACCCCUGAAAUGGCAGAGAACAGGGCUGUUCUAAGUGAUCAACAAGAAGCAAGAAAUAAGCAGCCGGCUGUCGCCUCCAUUACUGACCAGGCAGUAAAGGUUUUGGCUGAUCCAUCUGUCAAGGAAACAGUGACAUCACAGGAUGUUGACAUCACCCUUGAAAUGGCAGAGAACAUGACUGUUCCAAGCGAUCAACAAAAAACAAUGAAUGAGCAGCCAGAUGUAACCUCCAAAGACAUGGAUAGCGCAAACAGCAAUGCUUCUAUACAAGCAGAAAAGGAUACCAAUCAAAAUCAGAGCGGUCUUAAACGGAUGUUUGGGAUUACAUCCGAUGUUAAAAUUAUCUUAAAAAGGAUUGACGAUGUACAACCUGAGAUUCCUCCAAAAGUGCUUCCUCAGAUUGGACCCAUAUCAAAAAGUGCAUUGGAGGGUAUCCGUAAAUUGAUUCAAGGUUCGCAGAUUAACUUAAACAAGAGGAAACAUGACAAAACACAGGGGUGUCCUCAAGAGAGCAGUGACGAAUGCCCAAAGGAUAGCAAAAUGCAAAAAACUGAAAAUGCUCAAAUAGCAUCUCCUGAUUCAGACAAUACUAAAGAGGCUCUAAUAAGUUCAAGUCCUAUACCUAAUGCAUGUGUUGUCAAUGUAUCAGAAGGUUCAGAACAAAAAUCUCCAUGUGAAGACAUCGCCAUGGCAUCUGUGGAGCCUCAGUGUCUCUCGACCGUGAGGGAGACGUGCCAAAGUUCGUCUAGAGAGAUCUCUGCCGUCGACCUCUACUCUACAACACCCAUGGACCCUGAUGAAAUCAAGCGUCAUGAGAAAAUCCGACGCUUGAAAGAGCUUCUGAGGGAAAAAGAGGCUGCUCUCGAGAUGUUGAGAAAGAACAUCGACUGAGUUCUCCAAGUGCUUUGAUUUGUGUCAAUAUUUCAUAUAUUUAUGUACAGUCAUUUAUAACAGUUUUAGAUGUACCUCAUUUUUAUUAGACACUAGAUUGCAGUUGUCUGUUAUUUCACGACUGUUACUCCGCUUGACUUUUUCCACACUGGAUUGUAGCAUAUAUUUUUAGGUUCGAUUUAAACUGUUCAUUUAAACAGUUUGCUCCUGUUUUAUAUUAUUUUCAUUUGUUCAUUUGUAGUUGGUAUGGUAGUACAACCCAUGAACACUGAAUAUUGACACCUUUUAUGAUGUUUAUAUAUGAUGGGAAUUAUUUAUAUUAUCAUUAUUUACAUGGCUAAUAAACCAGUAAAUUGA
Osmerus eperlanus (European smelt) is the source of this 4091-nucleotide messenger RNA. It is a transcript of the gene lrif1, whose product is annotated as ligand dependent nuclear receptor interacting factor 1. Gene Ontology annotation, biological process: regulation of DNA-templated transcription. NCBI's taxonomy places the organism in Eukaryota, Metazoa, Chordata, Actinopteri, Osmeriformes, Osmeridae. Gene Ontology annotation, molecular function: nuclear retinoic acid receptor binding. The record is from RefSeq and is a predicted model, not a curated record. Bases 489 to 3734 code for a protein of 1081 amino acids. The transcript is spliced from 4 exons.